This is a messenger RNA of Penicillium mononematosum, 1617 nucleotides long. Its product is annotated as bZIP transcription factor. NCBI's taxonomy places the organism in Eukaryota, Fungi, Ascomycota, Eurotiomycetes, Eurotiales, Aspergillaceae. The record is from RefSeq and is a predicted model, not a curated record. Gene Ontology annotation, molecular function: DNA-binding transcription factor activity. Bases 1 to 1617 code for a protein of 538 amino acids. The transcript is spliced from 2 exons. Gene Ontology annotation, biological process: regulation of DNA-templated transcription.
AUGGCCACCCGCGCUACAAACGCCGAUGAGCAUGUGGCGCGUUCGCCCGACCUGCCCGACUUGCCUGACCGUUCACAACCUACCCCCCUCAGCAGACCCGAAGACUCGCCUAUUCCUUCUCGUGCGACGUCGAUAGAUGCGGCAGGAGUCUUGGAUAAUGGCACGACAUCGGGACGCAAGCGCAAGCUGAACAGCAUGUCAUCAAGAGGUGUUGCCAAUCUCACCCCCGAUCAGUUAGCAAAAAAGCGGGCCAACGACCGCCAAGCGCAGCGCGCAAUUCGAGAAAGGACCAAGGGCCACAUAGAGGCUCUGGAGCAACAGGUCCGAGACCUGUCGUCACAAAAACCCUACCUUGAUCUUCAAGCAGCCCUACGCGAGAAUGCGACGAUUCGGUCGGAGAACGCAGAGCUCCGCCAAGGGCUAAAGGCGGCAAUGGACAUUCUCCAACCAUUGAUAGCUAAACCAGAACUACCAGGCGCAUCUCCUUCUUUAGCUACAACCAAGCCCAUUCCGCCCCCUUCGCAUGCAUCCCCAUUGCCUGACACCGAUCACCUCACCCCCAUUCCAGGCGAGAAAUCCUACGCCGAGUCUCUUGCCAGCCUAGAUACGCCGUCUCCGACUCAUUCUGCACCCACGCUCGGGAGUCGCCGAAACAGUACCAAUGGAGGCGCUCUGCCAGCCUCACUCCGUGGCGCAUGGGACUCGCAACGCCAUAAUAUCACACAUGGCCUGGACCUUGGCACCGAGGAGCGUCUAGGGUUUAAUUUCCUCCUAGCCGAUUCGCAAACUGUUCCCAAACUCGACCGGCUUCAUCGCAGCAGCUCAGAAAACCUCCGCUGUCAGCAGCUGAACCCUUCGUCUUCAAUAUACCCACAUCCCUUGACUACUACCUCUGAGCCUGCGCCACCCGCAUUCGCCGCUCCGAUACGAAACUUAACAGCGACAUGUCCUUUGGACAACAUUCUUCUGGAAUUCCUUUAUAGCCGGCAACGUGAGGCGGCUCAAGGCAUCCCUAGACAAAAAUUAGCUGGGCCUCCGUACCCGAGUGUCUCAUCGCUGCUGAAUCCGGAGAGGAGUGUCUACUCCCAUCCUGUCUCAAAAGUCUUCACAGAUAUCCUGCGCACCUUUCCCGAUAUAUCCUCUCUGCCAGAGCAGGUUGCCGUGCUCUACGUCAUGUUCCUCCUCAUGCGCUGGCAGAUUUACCCUACGCAGGAGAAUUAUGAGCGACUCCCAGAGUGGCUAACCCCGCGCCCAACACAGCUCCUCCAUCCGCACCCUGCUUGGAUGGAUUACGCUCCCUGGCCAGGAAUGCGUGACAGGAUCGUUACGAAUUAUCAGGACUACCCCUUUGAGAACUGGUUCAUCCCAUAUACUCGUGAUCUCAGCGUCAAUUGGCCGUACGAGGAUACGGACUGUUUGUUGUCAGCCAGCGACUCGGAGGAGCUGGUCAUCAACCCCGUCUUCGAGCGGCAUAUGAGGAAUCUGUCCAAUUGGUCUUUGGGGCCCUCCUUUGCAGAGUGUUACCCCUCUCUGGCAGACACCGUACGAAUCAAGCCGAAAACACAGCGCAACACCUCAUAUGGAACACACUCACCAAGCGGCUACACAGCCACUUGA